GAGGGAGUGGGACGUGCUGACUGCCGGAGGACAGAGAGAGCGAGAGAGGAAGAAAGCUUCUGCUAAGACUGAACAAAAAGAAAGAUCUAGCGCGGGAUAAGCCGUCCUUCAGCACCACCGCCUUUUUAGCUAAUAAAUCGCUAGUUCAGGCGACAUGUCAGCGGGUUGUCAGCACAGUGAUAGCAGGGCCAUCCCGACCAGGACGGUGCUGAUCAGCGACACAACGCAGCUACCUCAUGAUUACUGCACCACCCCAGGGGGCACUUUAUUCUCCACCACUCCCGGAGGUACCCGGAUUAUCUAUGAUCGCAAGUUUCUGUUGGAUCGCCGCAAUUCUCCUCUGGCUCAGACUCCACCUGCUCACCUCCCUGUCAUCCCUGGAGUGACCAGUCCCCAAACCGUCAUUGAAAAUAAAAAAGAGGAAACUAAAAAUAUGAAUAAGCACGAGAGGAAAUCAGUAGCAGGAGAUGACUCUCAGUUUGAGAUGGACAUCUAGCCUGGAAGACCCGCAGUGGAAUACUUGGCAUCACCUGGUACCUGUGUGCCAGUGGCUUGGCUUGUAAAAUGCUGUGAGUCAUCACAGCCAUCUCAUUUAACAGCCUCCUCAAGUUUAGCAAGGACGUUUAGUAAUAUAGCAAAACUCCCCAUCGGUUCAGCUUAUUGGUGAUAAAAUGUUAUCUGUUGUAUCAUAUAGGGCUGUGCCACUUGGUUGUUUUUCAAAACCACUUGUUGCAUUUUUUUAACAUUAUUUACCUCCUCUAAUGUGACAGAUUGAACAGAUAUGAAAAAGAUCUACCUGUAUUAUGCAUAUAGAUAUUAAGCCCCCUUAGUAUAAUUUUUUUGUUUGUUUAAUAAUUAAGCAGAAAGUGGGAAAAUCUGUAAUCAUGUGACAGAAAAGCGAUACAUUUGUUUGCUAUGUACCUUUUAUCUUUCCAAGUCAAAUGAAAUAGAGGCUGCUAUUACUGAAAUUCUAAUCAAA
This is a messenger RNA of Polyodon spathula (Mississippi paddlefish), 979 nucleotides long. It is a transcript of the gene eif4ebp2, whose product is annotated as eukaryotic translation initiation factor 4E binding protein 2. The transcript is spliced from 3 exons. The coding region runs from base 155 to 496 and encodes 113 amino acids. Gene Ontology annotation, biological process: negative regulation of translational initiation. The record is from RefSeq and is a predicted model, not a curated record. NCBI's taxonomy places the organism in Eukaryota, Metazoa, Chordata, Actinopteri, Acipenseriformes, Polyodontidae. Gene Ontology annotation, cellular component: cytoplasm. Gene Ontology annotation, molecular function: eukaryotic initiation factor 4E binding.